AUGAAACGCAUUACGGCGGAGGAGACCACAUGCCGGCUGCAUACGAUCUUCACGCGUCUCGGGUACCCGGUCACGAUCACGCUGGACAACGCAAGGCAAUUCAUCAGCACGCAUUUCGACGAAUACUGCAAACUUCACGGGAUCCAGCUGAAUUACUCGACCCCGUACUGGCCGCAGGAGAAUGGUUUGGUGGAACGCCAGAACCGUUCACUCCUCAAGCGAUUGCAGAUCAGCCAUGCCACGGGACGGAACUGGAAAGAAGAUUUGAACGAUUAUUUGAUGAUGUACUACACGAGCCCUCAUGCGACGACCGGAAAAACCCCUACGGAACUAUGCUAUGGCAGGACGAUCAGGUUGAAGAUCCCCUCUAUCACAGACAUCGAAUCGACCCCCAACAUGGAUGAUGUUCGUGAAAGAGACCAUCUUCUGAAACAAAAGGGAAAGGAGUCCGAAGACCGGAAACGACGCGCCAAAGAAUCUGACUUGCAGGUUGGUGACUCGGUGCUGAUGAAAAAUUUGCUGCCAGGUAACAAGUUGACCCCAACUUUUGAUCCCAGCGAGUACUUGAUCGUUAACAAAGAGGGACCUCGAGUUACGUGGCAAAACAAGGUCUCAAACAAAUUCUACGAGCGAAAUGUGACACACGUGAAACGAAUCCCACCAGCGGAACCGGAAGAACCAUCACACCAGGAACUAUCGCCAGACGACCCAAGUCUCGCUCGCGACGCCCACGCUGAACUCAUGUCAUCGCCGCCGGUUGAAGACUCUCAAACGCCUAACGUUUACAGGAGCCGCCGAAACGUGAAGCCGCCAGCUAAGUACAGAGACUACGUCGUUUCGCGAACAGAAUCAAAUUAG
Culex pipiens pallens (northern house mosquito) is the source of this 858-nucleotide messenger RNA. RefSeq lists its product as uncharacterized. The record is from RefSeq and is a predicted model, not a curated record. Gene Ontology annotation, biological process: DNA integration. Bases 1 to 858 code for a protein of 285 amino acids. The transcript has a single exon. NCBI's taxonomy places the organism in Eukaryota, Metazoa, Arthropoda, Insecta, Diptera, Culicidae. Gene Ontology annotation, molecular function: nucleic acid binding.